AUGGGUUCUUGUCUGGGCAAAAAAUCAUCGUCGACUAUCCUGGAAGCAAUACAUCCAACUGCAAUAAUUCCUGUAACUGAUUCUACCACUUCCAUAUCCACUUCUACUGCAAUCAUCAUUGAUCCAUCAACCGGAAAUCAUAUUAAAACAAGUUGUGCCACAACGGCAAAAUUAUCCAACGCUAGUCCGCCUCUGUUUGUGGCCUUAUUCGAUUACGAUGCACGAACGGACGAAGAUUUAAGUUUCAAGAAGGAUGAGCUAUUGUACAUACUGAAUGAUAUGCAAGGCGACUGGUGGUAUGCUAAGAGUAAAACGACCAAUUUAUCUGGUUAUAUUCCAUCCAACUAUGUUGCUCGGGAGAAAAGCCUGGAUGCAGAAGCGUAA
This is a messenger RNA of Loa loa (African eye worm), 384 nucleotides long. RefSeq names its product protein-tyrosine kinase. The transcript has a single exon. The record is from RefSeq and is a predicted model, not a curated record. NCBI's taxonomy places the organism in Eukaryota, Metazoa, Nematoda, Chromadorea, Rhabditida, Onchocercidae. The coding region runs from base 1 to 384 and encodes 127 amino acids. Gene Ontology annotation, molecular function: protein binding.